AAGUAGAAUAUUUGAAUCUUAUAUUUUGAAAAUUUUAAUUAGUGGUUUUGUAACAAAAAUAAUUUGACUCACCAAGUGAUGGCGUGUCAUCGUUGACUCGACGGAAUUUCUCAACCGCUCUCCCUCCCGCUAUUCGCGCCACGACACCAACCGCCAACUGCCUUUUCCUGGAACCAAAAUAGCCAUAAAAAAGAAGACGAAUGAAUUUAAGAGGUUGGGGGUAAAAACAAACGAGAAUCCGUCGAGUUAAUUUCGAGAAAUCGAGUCGUCGAUCUUUUUGAUACCCGGUUGGCAGCUGCGUUGACUGCAUCAGCCAACAUGGUCACCGGCGUGAAGUUUAAGAACCUCUUCCGGGGUCUCCAUUACAUAUCUCAAUUCCUUGGUGGGUUUCGGUGACCUUGAUGAUUAGGUUAUCUUGUUUCGACGAGUCUGAGACGAGUUUGUCGAACUCAUAAUGCAGGGAUAGAGGAGGAGGAAGAAGAAGAGAUGCAAAUCGGCAACCCCACCGACGUUAAACACGUCGCACACAUCGGCUGCGACACUCAAUCGAUUAAUAAUUCUCCUAGUUGGGUGCGUUUAAAUUUUAUUUUGAUCUUAAUAUUGUUUUUUUUAAUGUUUUAUAAGGGUUUUUUUUUAAACUUUUGUUGAGAAAGUUUUAUCACGUUUCGUUUAUCAUGCGUCUUCCGAUCUUGAUCUGACGGACGUCUCUGAUUGCCUCGGUCAGAUGAGCGAGUUCCGAUCGCGCCCGCCCACAUCCGACGCGGAUACCGCUUCCGCCGACGCCGCUUCAGACCCCCACCCUGGCAGCGGAUCCAACACCCGCGACGAGGCGGCGCCUCCCCGGUCCUCGCGGCACGUGGAAAGCCCCAGCCGCGAAGGCUCCGUCCGGGGAACGCGAGGCCACCAGUCGUCCGGCGGCAACGACAGCCCGUCGAGGGAGCCGUCGGAUGGGACCAGAAAGGGGGCGCGGAAGCACCGCGGAGGCGCCGCCGCGGGCGAGGAGCAUCUCCCGGCCGUUACCAAGAAGCCGCACCGCCGCAAGCCCAAGGCCACCUCCUCAUCCUCGGCCGCCUCCUCCUCCUCCCCGAGGUCGAAGGCAGCGGUGGGAUCGAACGUAUCCGGAUUUGAAGAGCAGGUAUCCGACUCCUCGAAGCCCGUGGCAGAGGACGGUGAACCGAAAUGAAGGAUGCGAUCGCAGCUACGGGCUGAUGGUAGGCACAGAAUAAGAAGAGAAGCAAGUGAUUGAAAUCUGAAGAGAUAAACUUUGCAGAAAACUUAAAGACAUAAUUGUAAGAUUAUGGAAGAUCCAUUUGUCGGAAUUAGAUGCGAAAAAUGCAAAUUUGAAGGAUAUAUACGUAUAUAUAAUCAUGUAAUCGACUAAACUAGAAAACUAUGGAGAUAGCAAAUUGUUUGAUGGAUUAUGAGAUAUAUAUGGAAGAUUACAUGUGGUUUAUCUGA
Molecule: messenger RNA, 1458 nt
Organism: Zingiber officinale
Lineage: Eukaryota; Viridiplantae; Streptophyta; Magnoliopsida; Zingiberales; Zingiberaceae
Product: putative lysozyme-like protein
Exons: 2
Coding region: 725-1183 (152 amino acids)
Source: RefSeq, a predicted model, not a curated record